Pungitius pungitius (ninespine stickleback) is the source of this 1502-nucleotide messenger RNA. It is a transcript of the gene coq4, whose product is annotated as coenzyme Q4 homolog (S. cerevisiae). Gene Ontology annotation, biological process: ubiquinone biosynthetic process. NCBI's taxonomy places the organism in Eukaryota, Metazoa, Chordata, Actinopteri, Perciformes, Gasterosteidae. Gene Ontology annotation, cellular component: mitochondrion; mitochondrial inner membrane. The record is from RefSeq and is a predicted model, not a curated record. The transcript is spliced from 7 exons. Bases 165 to 1001 code for a protein of 278 amino acids.
UGCGCACUACUUGAGACACUUGGCAACGGGCUAUCUGAGUCACCUUAUCAGCGCAUGAAUUUAGUAAAAAAAAAAACUGACCCCGCCCCCACGUCCUUCCAACCGGGCUACACAGGGGUAGAAAGGCAGCGUAAUAAAGUAACGCAUGCGCACUGGCGUCGAAUAUGUCGCUCUCCUUGCUUAGCCGAUCUCGCUGGAGUUGUAGUCGGCUACGGUACCCUUUUAUCCCCAAAGAAGCAGUGUGUGUGAACCAGGUGCACAGCAGUACCAGUGUGCUCACAGACCGGUGCUAUGAGGGUCUGUAUCCUGGACAUAUCCUCACCACUCCCUUCCAGAAAGCCCUGUUGGCUGUGGGCUCAGGUGUGGCUGCACUACACGACCCCUACAGACAUGAUAUGGUGGCAGUGCUCGGGGAGACAACAGGUCACCUGGCGUUGAAAAACCUCAGGGAGAAGAUGAGAAACGACCCCGAAGGCUUGACGAUCCUUACAGAAAGGCCAAGGAUCCGGUUGUCUACACUUGAUCUAAAAGAAAUGGCCUCUCUGCCUGACGGCUCUCUGGGAAGAGAAUAUCUUCGUUUUCUAGAGGAUAAUCUUGUGACCCCCGACUCGAGGGCAGACGUGAAGUUUGUAGACGAUGAGGAGCUAGCUUACGUCAUGCAGAGAUACAGGGAGGUUCAUGAUCUCCUCCAUACCUUAUUGGGCAUGCCCACCAACAUGCUGGGUGAAGUGGCAGUGAAAUGGUUUGAAGCUGCUCAGACUGGGCUCCCCAUGUGUGCACUCGGAGCUGUGUUGGGGCCUCUUCGGCUGAAUGCAAGCCGUUUGCAGUCGCUGUUCACUUCCUUGGGCCCUUGGGCCCUGCAGAAUGGUCGCCGGGCCCGCUGCGUUCUUAGCAUCUUCUACGAGAGACGAUGGUCGCAAAACAUCGAAGACCUGCGGCAGGAGCUCAACAUAGAGACCCCUCCCGUCACUCUCACUGCUCCCAGCCGAAGAAACAUCUGAGGACAAAAAGAGCCAAAGUUUGGUGUGUUUUUUUAAACUUUGAAAUGUGAAUCAGUCAUCAAGUCAUUUCUGUCCAUCAGAUUUGAUUCAACACGUUGUGGUCAGCAUCCACCAGUUGAUGAGGAAGUGUAUUUGUAUCAUAAAAGAAUAAAAAAUAAAAUGUAUAUUAAAUAUGUAAAUAAUAUUGGCAUUUGUCUGAUAUAAUUUUUAAUGCCAAUAUUUGGCAAGUUUAAUUGGUAUUUUUGUACUGUUUGUCAUUUAACAUUAUGUGGACAUGCAGGCUGAACUAACCUUUAUGGUUGGGAAAGGAACAGGUGUUAGCUUAAAACACCCAGAGCAGCUGCCCCUUAUCACACACCCGCUUGAUGUGGCCUCAUUUUGAAAGUAGUGGGAACAGUUGCUGGAAGUGUUUGUCUGUGGGCUGCCAGGCGUAUAAGAUAUCAAUCAUGUGGAAAACACUGCUCAAUAUUGUUCUCAUUAAAGUCAUGUAGUGAGAAACAA